Salmo salar (Atlantic salmon) is the source of this 6475-nucleotide messenger RNA. Its product is annotated as mitochondrial adenyl nucleotide antiporter SLC25A23. Gene Ontology annotation, biological process: transmembrane transport. NCBI's taxonomy places the organism in Eukaryota, Metazoa, Chordata, Actinopteri, Salmoniformes, Salmonidae. Gene Ontology annotation, molecular function: calcium ion binding. The record is from RefSeq and is a predicted model, not a curated record.
UGGACCUGCUGAGGUGAAAGUAGAUGAUUUUUGUUAGGCUUCUACUACUACAGCUACACCUAACCACUCUGUUCUAACAUUCGAACCUUUCAAAGUAAAAGGGAACUCUUUCUCUCAGGAACACUCACACACAAACACCGCAUUGAGCACGUUGUCAGAGAUGACAGCAUAGAAGUUCCACCCGGGUAUCCUACAUGCGUGCACAAAACUGUAGCUGUGAUAAAAUAUAACGAACACCGGGAGCUUGGUUCGCUUCGUUGCAUGGGGGACUCACUGCAUAUCCAAAAGGCAGAGCCAGUCCCCUGACCAACAGACUAAUUCAUUUGAAUUAGUUCACGGAUUUAAUCAUCGCCGAUGUCACGAGAUACGUAACGGAUACGGGGAUUAAUAUUACAGGCACCGAUAGUUUACACCGCGCCCGGUGUACUGACAUUCUCGGCAACGACUCGGUAUAUUAAACCAGUGCCUCGGUAAUGAGACAAAGGGAGAACAUCAGUUAUUUCAGUAAGACUAUCGUGUCAUUUCGAUAUACCAUAGUUCCGGGAUUUGAAUAGGUAGGCUAUCGUAACGAUUAGAACAAAAAGCGCUCCUUCAAUUUUUCCACGCCUGCUUCGCUGCAGCAGGUUGGGAUAAUAGCCACCACCACCAGGAUUGCACAAGUCUCCCAUUCACAUGGGCGAAGGCAGGGCUCGGUUCUGCUUUGGUUGGACCCGGGCUCGCUGUCAAGACCAAGACAAAGGUGUGUCGGACCCUGGGAGGGAACCGGAAACGCGAGAGAGAUGGGCCGAACUGUUCGACCAACUGGACCUCAAUAAAGACGGUAAAGUCGACAUUAACGAGCUGAGGAUAGGACUCGCUGCCCGCGGUUUACUUCGCAGUGACGCGGAGGAGAUAGUGCGUGAGAGUGACACCAACCAUGAUGGCUUGCUGGACUUUGAGGAGUUCUCUCAGUACCUGUGGGCCCACGAAAAGGAACUGCGGCUCAUGUUCCACACACUGGACCGCAACCACGACGGGCGCAUUGAUGUCGGGGAGAUUCAACAAUCGCUGCACAACCUGGGACUGGAGGUGUCCACAGAACACGCCAUCAAAAUACUACAGAGUAUGGACAGGGACGGCACCAUGACUAUCAACUGGAAUGAGUGGCGAGAUCACUUUCUGUUUAACCCUCUUCACAACAUGGAGGGCAUCGCCCGCUACUGGAAACAUUCUCUGAUGUUUGACAUCGGAGAGCACAUGACAGUGCCGCCAGAGUUUUCCCAACAAGAGCGCCAGUCGGGGGUAGUGUGGAGGCAGCUGGUUGCCGGGGCGAUGGCAGGGGCGGUGUCACGUACAGGAACCGCACCCCUCGACCGUCUCAAGGUCUUCCUACAGGUGCAUGGCUCCAGCUCUAGGGGGAUCAACCUGUGGACAGGGCUGAGGGGGAUGGUCCAGGAGGGGGGUGUACGAGCCCUCUGGAGGGGCAACGGCAUCAACGUCCUCAAAAUAGCCCCAGAGUCUGCCAUCAAGUUCAUGGCCUACGAACAGAUCAAGUGGUUGAUCCGGGGCAGAAAUGAAGCGGGUACUCUGCGGGUGCAGGAGAGGUUCAUCGCUGGCUCUCUGGCUGGAGCCACCGCACAGACCAUCAUCUACCCUAUGGAGGUGCUGAAAACUCGUCUGACCCUGAGGAAGACUGGCCAGUACUCUGGCAUUGUAGACUGUGCCCGUCAGAUCCUGAGGAAGGAGGGGGUGCGAGCCUUCUACAGGGGCUACGUGCCCAACACACUUGGCAUCAUACCGUAUGCUGGCAUAGACCUGGCCGUCUACGAGACUCUGAAGAAUGCCUGGCUCCAGCAGUACAGUAAGGGCUCUGCUGACCCGGGGGUGUUGGUACUGCUGGGCUGUGGUACUGUGUCUAGUACCUGUGGACAACUGGCCUCCUACCCCCUGGCUCUCAUUAGAACACGUAUGCAGGCCCAGGCCUCUACUGAGGGUGGGCCCAAGCUGUCCAUGGUUGGUCAGUUCAAGCACAUCAUAUCACAUGACGGGGUACCUGGGCUCUACCGCGGCAUCGCCCCCAACUUCCUGAAGGUCAUUCCUGCUGUCAGCAUCUCGUACGUGGUAUACGAACACAUGAAGAAGGCUCUGGGUGUGCAAUCGUAGUGAGAGGAAGUGAGAAACAGAAGAAAGAGAGGGAUAUAGAGUGCAGCUCUUGGAUUUCAAGAUGGAGAGGAAGACAGCAGAGGUUUGAGGGAUAGAAGACAGAUAGUCCACCCUUUUCAUACACAUUCAGUAAGCUUCCCGUUUACACCUAGCUAGACAGAUAUACUCACUGUUCAAAUCUCUCAGCCCCUCAUAACACUGUACCGUCAUUAAGACAGAGGGAAGAGUCUGCUAUCAGGCUGAGCUGAAGUCUAAGAAACGGCUGUGUCCGAGACAGAUUAGGAGGAGGAGCUGUGAGGGGAAGGAAUGAGAGCGAGAGAGAGAGGGUGGAAGAGAGAGAGAGAGAGAGUGUGUGCGUGUGUGUCUCGGCAGAAUCUGGGCCAUUCUUCCUCUUUGUUUAUGAGCUGUAACCCCCAUUAUAGUCACAUCUCCACAAUAAGUCUGUGGGUUGCCCUCCAACCAAACACAGUGAAGCACACAGUACAGUUUGUAUACCUAUAUGUAGCCACUUAUCUAAGGUCAGUUUCAUGUUUCGUGAAUAUAAAGUGAUCUUCCUCCAAUGACCUUGACAUGUACUGUAUAUCCGCUCUUUACUACACAACAGAAUAUGUAGGGUUGUUCCACAGUGUGCUGUUGCUAGAACACUACCAAGCCAAAGUACCCCACUCUUUAUUUCAAUAUCUCAAAGGAGAUUAGAAUUGGAUUACAUGCAAGAACGUACAUUCUAAUGGGGGAGUUUCUAAAGUUCUUUAACGAGGAAACUUUUUUGACGUUUACAUGAUGUACUGUAUAUUGAUACAGUAUGUAUUUUGUAAGGGAAAGAUUCUGAACACAUUUGCAAGAGAUACUUAUACAGGGUCUUAUACAGGGUUGUAUACAGAGCUGUUCCUCUGACCUAGUCAAUGAAUGGCUUUGCACUUUUUAGAAAGGGAAUGUUUCUCCCCUAUUUCAAGUGGCUCUUAUAUACAUAGAGUCAGGUCCAAAAUUAUUGGCACCCUUGAUAAAGAUGAGCAAAAAAUACUAAAUAAUACACAUUUUGAGCUAUAUUGUCUGCUCCAAUAAAAUGGAACAUUAUAUAAUUUUAUACUAAGACAAUUACUGAGAGAAAGAGAUUUUGUUUAAAGCUAGAAUCCUCAAAUAACAAAGCGGUCAACCAAAAUGUAACCACUCUCAAACUCAUAGACAGAGCUACGGAUGCAAGGACUGACCAUCAAUGAGAUGAAAAUGAUUGUUUUAACCAUGUUUUGAGGCUCUACAUUUACAUUGUUUACAAACAUUGGAGUAAAACAAGCUUAUAUUUUGGAUUCUGAUGCGGUAUGACAGUAGGACUAAGCUCGUGAGGCAUUUAUAGGUUAUAUUCUUCAAUAAUCAAUGGGUUUAUAUCAUUAAUUUAUAAGUCCAAAAAAUGGAUGUAGCAACUAAGGAUUCUUGCUUUAACAAGUAAAAAAAAACAUUAAAAAAGGGGUCAAAUUUACUGCCAGCCCUGUUUCCAUUACCUUUCAAUACCAAACCUUUGAUGUGUGCUUGGGGUUAUCGUCUUGCUGGAAGAUCCACUUGCAGCUAGGUUUCAGCCUCCUGGCAGAGGCAACCACGUUUUUGGCUAAAAUGUCCUGUACUGGGUAGAAUUCAUGAUGUCGUUGACCUUAACAAGGGCCCCAGGACCAUUGAUAGCAACAUUGCCCCAUAACAUGAAAUAUCCACCACCAUAUUUUACAGUAGGUAUGGGGUUAUUUUCUGCAUAUGCAUUCUUUCUUUCGAAGCAAAAUCCAGCACUGGUGUGCAUGGCUAAAGAGUUAUAUUUUCAUGUCGUGGAGUGCAUGCUUAGUCCAUGUUCUGUGUGUAAUGGCUCCUGCAUCAUGUGAGGUAGUUAGAUAAAGAUCAGACCUGAAAGAAUGGGCUCAGUUUGAGGCUUGGCCAACCCAUUUUGUUGUGGAUAUUAAGAGAGUAUGUUUGUCCUCCAUGACACCAUUGUGUUGUGUAUUUAUUUAGUAGGUUUUGCACUACAAUACAGUUUGUUUCCUAGCUAACUAACUCCUCACUAUAGUGUGGACCUCAUAAUAGCGUAUACUGAAAGCAGUAGGAUGAAACGUCCAGGAGGUAUCUGACAGUGCCGCAAACCUUUCCAUGACACCCUAAUGCAAACAUUGGGGAAACCAAUUACUGUAUAGGCUGGAUGAAUGCUCCACAGAGAUCUUAAUCGGUUCUAGAAUUAUAUGAAUAGUAACCAAUUUUAUGAGAUUUUACAUGUAAUUCUAUGAAAUGCACAUCAUUAUAAUUUCAUAGCGCAGGCACAAUUAACUUUGACUGUAGUUUAAUUUAGGUUUAGAAUGAGAAAGUAAUUACCUUUAAUUCUAUGAUAAGUUAUGUGAUUAAUAUAUUUUUUUUUUACCCAUACUCUGCCCUCGUUGUAUUGGGAUACAGUAAUGGCCUCUAUGAUGGAUGUCAAUAGGUUUAAAUUAGAGCAGGAAAUUGAAUAAGCUGCUUAAGUGUUGUUACAUACUGAUGAGCAAAGACCAUAACAUAGAUUCUAUCAGACAUUGCUGCUGACAUAGAUUCAUAUUAAUUCAUAUGUCACACGUGUUAUUUAUCAUUUGGAAGCCAAUGACUUGCUUUCCCUGAUGAGAUUUCCACCAUCAUGUCCAUCAUGACUAUUGAAAGCCAUCUAUUUGCCUAACUAACUGGUGAUUCAUUUUGAAAUAUCUUGUCUAAGCCUUUAUAUCUUUGCUGGCUCUUUGGCCAGACUUGUAUCACUUUUUAACAGGAUGGGAAAUACGUGAAAGGGAGGAGUUUUAGAUAGUAGUUCCUUGAAAUGAAAUAGGAAGGGAAUGAAAAGGGUAGAUGAGAGAGAAGUUAUUAAGAGGUAACUGUAGACAGAUGAGUGAUGCAUUUACUUGAAAAAUACUGAAAGCAACUCCUGUAUUUUGGAUAAGAAAUGAAUUGAGCAUAACCUCCAUAGUAAACAAAUGUAAUAUUGUAAAAAAAAUGAUAUAUUGUUAACAUCGCAAGCUAUGCUUGUGAAUGUUUGCUUCAUGGAGUAUUGAAAGAUCAUAUUUUCUUUCAAAAUACUUUGAAUGCUUGCUUGAAUGCUUCUUAGUGUUGGAAUGCCUUGAAUUUGCAGAAUGUCAUCGUAGAGCAUGAUUAGUUCAUGCUAGUAUAUUUAAAAAAACAGACUAAAACUGUAUUUUAUGUCUUUAGACUGCUCUGUCUAUCAUAAUAAUAAUUAUAGACAUAUUAUACUUAUUAACACCCUUUAUAAAACUGUGCGGUCUAACCCUCUUCUUUAUAAUAUGAUAUAUGCCAUUUAUAAAGGCUACUGGUAGAAACCCCUUUCCGUUCAAUGACUCGUCAACAGUCAUUCAUGUUCAAUAACAUCCAUUUGUUCUCUCUCUGCACUUUAUGAACAGCCAUUAAGUAAAAUUAGCCUUCACUCUGUUUUUAUUGCAUGAGUUGUAAUUGCUUAAUGACAGAUAGUCUGUCAUUGUUAAUGUUCUCUGGAGCUCUUGCAGUGAAUAAGGCUGCUGCUCUGUUCACAAGUCUUGUGUUUACUUAUCUUCCUAAAUCUAUGUUAUAUUUACUUCAUCUACAAACAUAUAAUAUAUUUGCUGGAUAUAUGUUUUGAAUAUAGCUGCUACCACCCCCUACCUACCUUUUCAGUCUAAGUAAUAAUAUUCACUAUCUAAUCGUCGUCUUCAUAACAGACAUCGAUGCGGGCGUAGAUUGUAUCAAGAAGUAAAAAAUGGGAGACUAGCAAAUGCACUUUUUUUUUUUUUCAUUGCUUGAUAUUUUGAGGGCUACUGUAUUGUAUAGAAUUCGGGAGGUUGUUGGUUCUGUCUGGUAUGAAACCAGCAACUCCCAUGCUGGGCAUGUACACUACUGUAGCUGCAGUGCCAAUAGGACUAGCCCUCUUGGCAGUGGUCGUAGUAUGUGUAUCACAGGGUUGCUACAAUAUGUUUAUUGAACUCUGCAUUACAUAUACUCUGCAAGUAUUAUGAUCAGUAUUUUUUCUAAAAUGAUCUAUUGUGUAUGUGUAGAAAAUGAUUCAGAACUGUAGUUAUUGUCUAUAGAAAUGCAUUGCCAUGGCAUGGUUGCUCGUAUGGCACUUUUAUUUUCAAGAAAAUUGCUAUUUACCUUGUCUGGUGAAUGUGGUGGAUUGGGUUGGCCCGAAAUGGUAUAUCUACAAAUAAAUACAUCAUUUCAGGAUUUUAUUGCAUGAGGUGAUGCCUGUGCAUCUCUGACUGUAUAUCUGCAUUAUAUGUCAAUAAGAUGUACAUACUCUUAUAGGUACAGAUACUGUAAUUCUGAAAUUGCGACAAAUAAAGCUAUUUUCAAGUCA